GAUGGCCGAUAAGCCUAGUACGAUCGCUCGGGGUUCGCUUGGGGCUAUAAAAUGGCGCCGGACCGUUGCGUUUAGUUUCAUUGUCGAAAUAGAAAUGUUCAAUAGUAGCCAAAGAUGGAUGUGGAGGAAUGUGGCCAUACUGGUUGCCUUCGCUUGCAUGAUCGCGGGCAAAAUCCUGAUCACACAGGUUGACUACACAUCGAACCCGGACUACCUGACGAUGAAGGUGCAGGUCAACAACGAAACCGAGGGCAGCACGGUCGAUGUGGACGGGAACCUCUUUCUGGAUGUGGCACAGGGUGUGUUUGUGAACAUUGAGCUUGACUCGAAGAUGGACGGCGAGUACAUGACGAUGAUCGGUACGAGUAAGGAGCUGUGCAGCAAGGAGGACACCGGCAUGGAUCCGGUCGUACCGCUGCUGAACGAGGAGCUGGAGAAAUUCGGUAACCUGAGCUUCAACUGUCCCUUCGACAAGGGCUACUACCGCAUCCGAAAGUUUCGCAUGAGCAACGAUCAUAUGCUGGUGAAGAUGGUACCGGCCGGGGAGUAUAUAGUGAAGAUGGACCUGCAGCAUCAGCACACGAAUGACACCGAGAAGGUGCCGGUGUUUAAGCUGUCGUUUUACUUUGAAAUUUCGUAAACCACCUACCCGCGUGUGGUGGGUUGGGAACGGGGAACCGGGUGGGCUUUUCUGUGGGACAAACGGAACAACAAUAAAUUCAAAUGUAUAGGCUCCAAUGUUUGGGUGUGCGGGUGUGGAUUAAUUUUCUCGCGAAUGAUUAAUAAACCUAUCAUCAUGCGAGUUGAUUA
Anopheles stephensi (Asian malaria mosquito) is the source of this 810-nucleotide messenger RNA. RefSeq lists its product as uncharacterized. The record is from RefSeq and is a predicted model, not a curated record. The coding region runs from base 2 to 640 and encodes 212 amino acids. The transcript is spliced from 3 exons. NCBI's taxonomy places the organism in Eukaryota, Metazoa, Arthropoda, Insecta, Diptera, Culicidae.